Messenger RNA from Aspergillus mulundensis, 666 nucleotides. Its product is annotated as ETC complex I subunit. Bases 1 to 666 code for a protein of 221 amino acids. The transcript has 3 exons. Gene Ontology annotation, biological process: electron transport chain. The record is from RefSeq and is a predicted model, not a curated record. Lineage: Eukaryota; Fungi; Ascomycota; Eurotiomycetes; Eurotiales; Aspergillaceae.
AUGUCUUUCAUGCGGGCUGGAAACCUUGCCUGCUCUCGGGCGGGCAGGCUUAUGACAUACCGCAACACGCGUAUGCUUUCAGCAACUGCUUUGCGAGCUGAGUCGUCGGUCAAGCCCAGCAGCAGCUCUUCUGACGCGCCGACGACCCCUCUCUCCGAAAGCACUCUGAUCCAAAAGGAGACCCCUGCGGAGGCAAUGACUCGUCACCAGCCCGAUUACGAUGCUACUAUCGACCACGGCACCUCCAAAUUCUCCCCUGUGCCUAAGCGUGUCAUGGAUGGAAGCGAACCCGGCGAGACGGUUCCUGCUGCCGUUCUCUCUGGUGCCCCUACCGACCUCCAGGCCCGCACUGUCAGGAUCUUCCGACCUUCGAAGCCAGCUACGCAGUCCGGAGAAUGGCACUCUCACCACUGGAGGAUGGAUUGGGACAUUUUGCAGAAGGGCCACCGAUGGGAGAACCCCCUGAUGGGCUGGCAAUCUUCCGCGGAUGCCAUGCAGGGCACACACAUCAACUUCAAGUCGAAGGAAGACGCCAUCCUAUUUGCGCAGAAGCAGGGCUACGAAUACUUUGUCCAGGAGCCCAAUGAGCGAAAGUUUGUUCCCAAGGCUUAUGCGAACAAUUUCGUCCACGAGCCCAAGAAGCUCAAGCAUAUCAGAACCAAAUAA